GAGGUCAAACUACACUCCUGGUCAACACGUGCGCUCCCGUUGUUGAUGGAGGGUGGUGGCGCGCCGCUCGCUCCCAUCCCGGGGAACAUGGCCGCGCUGCGAGCUGCCAAGACGGCACUGCGCCUGGAAAUGAAGCGCAAGGUGGCGGCGCUGAGUGACGCUGAGAAGCGGAGGCAGACAGAAGCCGUCAGCCGGCGGCUGAUCGCUCACCCCAAGUACCAGAAUUGCCAAAGAAUUGCAGUCUUUUUAAGCAUGUCUGAUGAAAUACAGACGGAAGAUAUAAUAAAAGAUGUUUUCCAGUGUGGAAAAGAAUGUUUCAUUCCUCGAUAUAAAUCUGGAAGCAAUCACAUGGAUAUGGUGAAACUGGGCUCUGCUGAAGAAAUUCACUGCCUUCCUCUGACAUCUUGGAACAUUCGUCAACCUGCUGAAGAUGGUUCACUGGAAGAAGCUUUAACUUCAGGAGGGCUUGAUCUGAUCCUGAUGCCUGGUCUGGGAUUUGACAAACAUGGAAACAGACUGGGCAGAGGGAAGGGUUAUUAUGAUACUUACCUGGAACGUUGCUGGCAUCAUCCAAAGGGCAGACCCUACACCAUUGCUCUGGCCUUCAAGGAACAGAUCUGUGACCAGAUCCCUGUGGUUGAAACUGAUAAGCAAAUUGAUGAGGUAUUGUAUGAUUCCCCAUAGUUGAGUUCAUUAAAAAGUGCAGAGGAGCAGAGCUGGGAUUCAUUCUAAAUAUUACACGGCAAUUGGUCACGUAAGUGAAGAGAAUCAUGCAUCAAUUCCAUUUGAAGAGGAAAAUAAUUUUUAUUUUUUAAAAAAGGAAACUGAUGAUUUUUUUCUGGUAAUUAUUUGUUGUAGCAAAUAUUAAUGAUAAGUAAAACUGAUGAGCAAAUUUUGUACCUUUUGUUUCAGAAAGCAGUCAAAAACAAUGAUAAUGUCUAUAUUUUUAUCCAAAUGUAAUUCAUCUUUAAUUUUGUGAUUUAAUAAAAUAUUUGCUUCAUGAA
Molecule: messenger RNA, 1004 nt
Organism: Stegostoma tigrinum
Lineage: Eukaryota; Metazoa; Chordata; Chondrichthyes; Orectolobiformes; Stegostomatidae
Gene: mthfs
Product: 5,10-methenyltetrahydrofolate synthetase (5-formyltetrahydrofolate cyclo-ligase)
Exons: 3
Coding region: 46-684 (212 amino acids)
Biological process (GO): tetrahydrofolate interconversion; folic acid-containing compound biosynthetic process
Cellular component (GO): mitochondrion
Molecular function (GO): 5-formyltetrahydrofolate cyclo-ligase activity
Source: RefSeq, a predicted model, not a curated record